AGUCGGCAGAGCCCGCGCGCCCGCCCCAUGGCUUCGGUGACCAGGACCGUGUUCGGGGCCCUGCCCGACGGGGCGGGGACGGUGGAGAAGUUCCAGCUGCGGACAGGCCAGCUGCGCGUGGACGUCCUCUCCUGGGGCUGCACCAUCUCGGCCCUGGAGGUCCAGGACAGGCAGGGCCGCGCCGCCGACGUGGUGCUGGGCUUCGCGGAGCUGGAAGGGUACCUCCAGAAGCAGCCCUACUUCGGAGCGGUGGUGGGCAGAGUCGCCAACAGGAUUGCCAAAGGCCGCUUCGAGCUGGACGGGAAGGAGUACCAGCUGCCCAUCAACCGGGAGCCCAACAGCUUACACGGCGGCUUCCGGGGUUUUGACAAGGUGCUCUGGUCCCCGAAGGUGCUGCCCAAUGGCGUCCAGUUCUCACGGGUCAGUGCGGAUGGGGAGGAAGGCUACCCCGGCGAGCUGAAGGUCUGGGUGACCUACACGGUGGAUGGUGGUGAGCUCACAAUCAACUACCGAGCGCAGACCAGCCGGCCCACCCCAGUCAACCUCACCAACCAUUCCUACUUCAACCUGGCAGGCCAGGGGUCCCCUGAUGUAUACGACCACGAAGUCACCAUCGCGGCCGAUGCCUUCCUGCCAGUGGACGCCAACCUGAUCCCUACAGGAGAAGUGGCCCCGGUGCAGGGCACGGCCUUCGACCUGAGGAGCCCGGUGCAGCUCGGAAAGCGCCUGCAGGAGCUCGGCCUGCCUGGCUUCGACCACAACUUCUGCCUGGACAGAUCUGGACAGAGGCGGUUCUGUGCCCGGGUGCGCCAUGCUGCCAGUGGGCGGGUGCUCGAGGUGUCCACCACCCAGCCCGGCGUCCAGUUCUACACGGGCAACUUCCUGGACGGCACGCUCCGGGGCAAGGGCGGCAGCACCUACCCCAAGCACUCUGGCCUCUGCCUCGAGACGCAAAGCUGGCCUGACGCUGUCAACCAGCCCCACUUUCCCCCCGUGGUGCUGAGGCCCGGCGAGGAGUACAACCACACCACAUGGCUCACCUUCUCCGUGGCCUGAGGAAGGAGCCGAGACCUGAGAAAGAGAUUCCUGCGUGAUGGCUUCCCCGCCCGGCGCUGACGCCCAUUUCCUGCCCCCCAACUCUCCCCAUGGAGUAAACCGG
Messenger RNA from Sorex fumeus (smoky shrew), 1159 nucleotides. RefSeq names its product galactose mutarotase (gene GALM). Gene Ontology annotation, biological process: glucose metabolic process; beta-D-galactose catabolic process via UDP-galactose, Leloir pathway. Lineage: Eukaryota; Metazoa; Chordata; Mammalia; Eulipotyphla; Soricidae. The transcript is spliced from 7 exons. Gene Ontology annotation, molecular function: aldose 1-epimerase activity; carbohydrate binding. The coding region runs from base 28 to 1056 and encodes 342 amino acids. The record is from RefSeq and is a predicted model, not a curated record.